Molecule: messenger RNA, 3334 nt
Organism: Pygocentrus nattereri (red-bellied piranha)
Lineage: Eukaryota; Metazoa; Chordata; Actinopteri; Characiformes; Serrasalmidae
Gene: nr2f6b
Product: nuclear receptor subfamily 2, group F, member 6b
Exons: 4
Coding region: 1436-2656 (406 amino acids)
Biological process (GO): anatomical structure development; negative regulation of transcription by RNA polymerase II; cell differentiation
Molecular function (GO): RNA polymerase II cis-regulatory region sequence-specific DNA binding; zinc ion binding; nuclear receptor activity
Source: RefSeq, a predicted model, not a curated record
GAGAGAGAGGUGGGGGGAGAGUGGGAGAGAGAGAGAGAGAGAGAGAAAGAAAGAAACAGACCAGGGUUUGUUGACCACUCGCCGCCACAGAGCCAGCUCGGUUUUUCCUCUCCCCUGGCCGUCUGGGGGACUAGCCUUUCUCGGUUAGCUUCUUAGCCGCGGACGGAGACAAGAAGCGACGACGCAAAUUGGCUCAACUGCUUCGGUCCAGCUUCCGGGAAUGCGAGGAAGCUGAAGCCCUGGAAGCCGUUACUGCUGGAUGGGCGAGCGCUGACAAAACAAGAGGGGGAAGGAGGGAGGGAAGGAGGGAGAGAAACAGGGAGGCUCCAGAAGACGGACCUGAGGUCUGCGUGCUGAAGAAAAUAACCGUCAGUUUCAGUGGCCGAACGCUGCUGUUCUCCUUCGGAACGUUGUCGAGAGCGAGAGGCAGCGCGAGGACGAGCCCGCGAGAGAAAGAUCCAAGACACGGCGCGAGCGGGAGGGAGGGUUUAUGAAUGUAUGUAUGUGUGCGUCCGUGUGUGCGUGAGUGCGUGUUUAUGUGUGUGAGGACUUCCUUGAACUUUGAUCCUUCAAAGAGAGCGGGGCAGACAGAGAACUCUGUUUAUCAUUAGCAGGCUUUCUCAAGCUGUGUUUUGAAGACAGGCUCUCAUUCUGUGUCCUGUAGUCUCCAAACAGCUCUGGGAGUCCAGCAUGACUACUUUAUGUGAAGCUGAGUUACAGCAGGCACUGCUGGGUUGACACAAAUGUGCAGAAGUUGCUGGAAAGACUUUGAGGUUGUGUGAUCAGUGUUUGGUGGCUUUCUUGAAAACAGCUGUGUGGUUGAACGAGAACACUCUGAACACACUACUCACACUGCACGCACCAAGAACUGGUCUGACUUGUUGGUGACCCUGUGGGUAGGGCAGCUGUCCUUUGCAGGCCUGAUAAAAGUGCCACAGGGUUUGUGUGCUGAGAUGUGCCAUUUCGCUUCGUCUUGAGAGACGCUUCACUUUUGCCCCAGUUUCCGAGUGGUGUUCUGUUUUCCGUGUGUGUGUCUGUGUGUGUCUGUGUUUUUGGGGGUGUCUGUUCUCUGUCUAUGUUGCAGGUUUAUGUGUAAUUUAUUGUUUCCUGUUAAAAGAGCAGGCUGUGCAUUUCAGGCUCUGAACUCUGAACCUGGCUGUUUUCAAGAGGAUUUGGUUUGAAGUUGAUUAAAGAGCACAGGGAGGAAAAAGAAGUUCAGAAAAGUGUGACUAGAAGAAGAGUGUUGAACAGCUGUGAAGGUAUUGGGCCCAUUUUUGAAGGGGGUUCUUAGGUUUAGAGCCAGUUUCACAUUUGAAAAGCUGCAGGCUGAUGUCCGCAGCCUGAACUCUCACACAUCUACGCAGUUUCGGGCGAGUCAGAACACUCAGCGUUGUCUGGGGGGUCAUUUCUAAAACCCUGGUGGUGCAACACAGCGAUGGCCAUGGUGGGUGGGGGAUGGGGCAACCCUAAUGGGAGCACCAAUGGCCUGGGGGAGAAGGGCUACCUGCAGGGGGAGGAGGAUGAGAGCUCCCCACAGGCAGGGAACAGUGAUGCAGAGGGGGGAGAAGACGACAAGAUCUGUGUGGUGGACUGUGUGGUCUGCGGGGACAAGUCCAGUGGCAAGCACUACGGUGUCUUUACCUGCGAGGGCUGCAAGAGCUUCUUCAAGAGGAGCGUCCGCCGCAACCUCAGCUACACCUGCAGAUCAAACAGAGAAUGCCAGAUCGAUCAGCAUCAUCGCAACCAGUGCCAGUACUGUCGUCUGAAGAAGUGCUUCCGUGUUGGCAUGAGAAAAGAGGCAGUCCAGCGUGGGCGCAUCCCGCCAUCCCACUCAGGCAUCAGCCCCACCUCUCUGGUUGGUGGUGGUGGUGGUGGUGGAGGGGUUGGUGGACCAGCCAUGGGGGGUGACUUUUUCAAUGGUCAGCCUGCGCCCGAGCUUAUAACCCAGCUCCUGAGAGCUGAGCCCUACCCCAACAGCCGCUACGGAGCCCAGUGUGGCCAGCAGCUCGGUGGAGGCAACAGUGCCGUCAUGGGGAUCGACAACAUCUGUGAGCUGGCAGCCCGGCUACUCUUCAGCAUCAUUGAGUGGGCCCGGAACAUUCCCUUCUUCCCUGACCUGCCUGUGUCAGAGCAGGUGGCUCUGCUGCGGCUCAGCUGGAGCGAACUGUUCAUCCUGAAUGCGGCCCAGUCGGCCCUGCCGCUCCACAUGGCACCGCUUUUGGCUGCUGCCGGCUUCCACGCCUCACCCAUGUCCGCCGAGCGUGUGGUCUCCUUCAUGGACCAGGUUCGUGUCUUCCAGGACCAGGUGGACAAACUGACGCGGCUGCAGGUAGACUCCGCUGAAUACAGCUGCCUGAAAGCCAUCGCCCUCUUCUCUCCAGAUGCAUGUGGACUGACAGACCCAGCCCAUGUUGAGAGUCUACAGGAGAAGGCCCAGGUGGCCCUGACCGAAUAUGAGCGCAUGCAGUAUCCCACCCAGCCGCAGCGUUUCGGCCGCCUGCUGUUGCGCCUGCCCUCGCUCAGAGCCGUACCCGCCAACCUCAUCUCUCAGCUCUUCUUCAUGCGGCUGGUUGGCAAGACGCCCAUCGAGACGCUCAUCCGAGACAUGCAGCUCUCAGGCAGCUCAAUUAGUUGGCCUUAUGUGCCCGGACAGUAGCUGAGUUGACUAGCUGCGGUCACCUGCUCAGACUGACUUCCAUGUUUUGUGUGGGCUUUAUAGGUUCUCAGUAUGUGAUUUCUUAGUCGCUGCGUGAAUGUUCAUGUUGUGUUAUAUUCUGCAACACCUCUCUGCUCAUUUAGUGUACAUGGUGAAGGAUAAAAGGUCAGAAUGCUGUCACGUGUCCUUAGGUGCAUUUAUCGAGUCACUCAAGUUUGGGAUACCUCAGGUUUUUUACUUAAAUGAACGAAAUGAACGAAACUCACAGAGGUGACUCUAUCAUACAUGCAUAAGCACAAUGGCAGACCAUUGACGAUGAACAAUGACAGAAAGUAUUGUAAGGUAAUUACAAGGAAACAUAAACUGAUGGGAUUGCAGCCCUAAAGAGCUGAUCAAUCUCAUUUCUGUGAUUAUGUAAGACCUCGGUCCAGCUUUAAACAUGAGAUAUUACGGGAGAUUUCUUGGUACCUUAAGAAUCAUAAUUGCUAUAUGAUUUAUUAUAAUAAGUGUAGUUUAGAUGAAGACUCAUGAAGGUAUUGUCGUGGACUGCAAUGCUAUUUCAUGAAAUUUGGGAAGCCUGACCAGUUACUUGAAAAAUCAGUGAUGAAUAAUGUAUUGUGAUGCAUCGCAUUGUUGGAAAGGUUCUGUGUACUCCUACUUAAUUGGGUCCAAAAAAAA